AUGACCAGCCGGGGCACCUUGAUGAACUCCCCCUACGACAGCCCCGUGUGGACGCACGCCUUCAGCACGUUCCUGUCUAGCACGGACUUUGGGCAUCCCAGGUUCCGGUUCCACUGGUACUUCGGGUUUGAUGCCGGCGACCCAAUCUACGAUGCCGCUGGCGCUGCUGCGCACCUCCACAAGCAAUUUGGCAAGCUUGCGAUAGAGGAGUUCAGAAGGCAAGGUUUGACUGCUAACGACGUUGAGCACCGCUGGCGUGACGGCAGCUUGAGGCUCAAGGCUAAGCACUACCUGGGAAUGGAGUAG
This is a messenger RNA of Ectocarpus siliculosus, 306 nucleotides long. The record is from the annotation of a GenBank genome assembly. Lineage: Eukaryota; Phaeophyceae; Ectocarpales; Ectocarpaceae.